AUGGAAGUUAGAGCCUUGUUUUCAUGUGGGGCAUUAGGAACCUUCCUCCUCUUCUUCUGUUCUUUCCCUUUCCACUCCUUAUCAGACUCAAUCCAUGAAAAUUCCCCGAAACUUCUUUCGAGACGUUUAUUAACUGCAACUCCUGGUAACAUAGUGAAGCAGUAUUUAGUACCCCACAACCUUGAGAGAUCAAAGCUAGGACUCCCUCCUCUUAAAUGGAGCAAGAAGCUAGCAAAUUUUGCUUCGUCAUGGGCUCAUCGGCGACAACAAGAUUGCGCAUUGAUUCAUUCGAAUAGCGAUUACGGAGAAAAUUUGUUUUGGGGUAGCGGCAAGGACUGGAAAUCUGGUGAUGCUGUUGCUGCUUGGACAGAAGAGAAAAGUUACUACAAUUACGAAACAAAUAGUUGUAGUCACAACAAAGAUUGCCUGCAUUAUACUCAGAUAGUUUGGAGGCAAAGCAGGAAGGUUGGUUGCGCAAGAGUUGCUUGCAGAAGUGGAGAUACAUUUAUCACAUGUAACUAUGAUCCUCACGGUAAUGUCAUCGGCGAAAAGCCCUUUUGA
This is a messenger RNA of Dovyalis caffra, 561 nucleotides long. The record is from the annotation of a GenBank genome assembly. Lineage: Eukaryota; Viridiplantae; Streptophyta; Magnoliopsida; Malpighiales; Salicaceae.